Physcomitrium patens is the source of this 2888-nucleotide messenger RNA. RefSeq names its product xyloglucan 6-xylosyltransferase 2. Gene Ontology annotation, molecular function: glycosyltransferase activity. NCBI's taxonomy places the organism in Eukaryota, Viridiplantae, Streptophyta, Bryopsida, Funariales, Funariaceae. The record is from RefSeq and is a predicted model, not a curated record. Gene Ontology annotation, cellular component: membrane.
GUGAAAGGCCAUUGGGGAAAGCGUCGGGGUUACUCGGGAUCCUUAAUACGAGUUAGUCGCGCAGCGGGUUUCAUCAUCGUGCAGGAGCGCUCACAGCGGGGAUUGCUCCUCCACCCCUUCCCAAUUUUACCCUCUCUCUUGCUCGCGAUCCCUCACAUUCUUGUCUUUCAGGCGCUCUAGUGCUUUUGCGCCACAGCAGGCUGACUGCCUGCCUCGACAGACAGGGUAGCUGUCAGACAGGGCUGCUUCUCCCUCCUCCUCGGCUACCGUCGAGCGGUCUGGGAGUUGCGUCCAUCAGCUUCCGUUUAGAAAGAGCACUUGUCGCCGCGCUUCUCUCCAAAACUGCGAUCAAUCGCCGCCACGGGAGAGGCACCGUGUUUGUUCCUUUGUUGGCGCAUACUUCGUCCCCGGCAACAGGUGCCCUGUCGUCAGGGUGGUUCAUCCGUUGUCCUCAGAGGCACUCUCCUUUCCCUCAAACCUCCCAUGUUAUUUGUCCCCGACUUCAGUAACUGAUCGUUGAGACGUAUUGGAAGUUUUUCUUUGAUACACUGUUUACCGCACUGUAUUUUGAGUACCCAGAUCGUCCACGCAACUCCGAAGACCCAGAACUCGUUACGGAGUGCUGGCUGGAACCAGUCUUGAAGACUUUUCAGUUAACGUGUUGCAUGGUUGGGCAUUUCUUGGAGGGUACUGAUGUGGUACAUGUGACUCUAGGUCCUUCUCCUCUCUUUUGUCUCCCGGUUGAUUAAUUAUAUCGGACGAAACACUCAUUGGCCAACUUUGCAUUGCGUGAAGGCGGUUAACAGGCGCGAAUUGAUCGCGCUCAUAUUCGGACCAAAACCUCCUUGGCCAUUUUGCUUCGUAACUUGCAGGUUUUGAGGGAUAUGACGCUACAUAGCAGAAAUGUUAUCUUUUGUUUCGUUAGUGGUCGUGUAGCUCACGGCGUUUAACAGUACCACAAUUCUGCAUCGUUGAAUGAGCCUGUCGCGAAGACGCUAACUGGAAUUGCACUGAACUUUCGUUAAGAUACUCUCAUAUUUCGCACUCAGUAGGUUUAGGAAUCGAUUAUAUUUUGAUUUUGACCAAGGUAAUGACGAUUUGAUAAAGUUCUGUAGGUACGUGACCGUUUCAAAUACGAUACUUUUCCGUUACAAGGCAGGUGUCAGAUUGCUACCUCGUAGUGACUAUCUGUCUGUCCAGUGGGAACGUUCUUGAAAUUUCACUGCUAUGAAGACACCCAGCAUAAUUCAGAGGUCGUUGUGUUCGGCGAAAGGGCGGCGAUUGCAGAGGUCUAUCAACAAUAUGAAAAUCACAGUUUUGUGCGGUCUUAUGACCAUCUUGGUUCUCCGCGGAACUAUAGGUGCAGGCAAUUUUGGAACUCCGGCCCAGGAUUUCGAAGAAAUAAAGGCACACCUUAGGUCUGCAACGCGGGAGUAUCACGCUGCCCGUGUUCUCACUCAGGUUGAUGAGAAAGUAUCAGCUGAUGGGGCUUCCUCUGAUGACAUCGAGGAGGUUAGGAGCAACCUCAUGACACCAUAUCGCCUUGGACCUAAAAUAAGCGACUGGGAUGACCAGAGAAAGCAGUGGUUAUCUGAGAAUAGUCAGACCAGUAUUUCUUGGCAAGGGAGGCCUCGGGUGCUGCUUGUGACGGGCUCUCAACCUUCAAGCUGUGAGAAUUCUGAAGGUGAUAAUUUUUUGCUCAAGUCUGUGAAGAACAAACUUGACUACGCACGGCUACACGACAUUGAAUUGUUUUACAAUAUGGCGCACUUGGAUCAAGAAAUGAUAGGGUUUUGGGCGAAGCUUCCGCUACUGCGCAAGUUAAUGUUGACGAACCCGGCUGUGGAGUGGAUAUGGUGGAUGGAUAGCGAUGCAUUGUUCACGGAUAUGUCCUUCGAAGUGCCUCUGGAAAAGUACGAGAACUACAAUCUGGUAUUGCACGGAUUUGACGACAAAGUGUACCAGCAGAAGCUAUGGACUGGCUUGAACACUGGGAGCUUCUUUAUUCGCAACUGUCAAUGGGCUUUGGACUUAUUGGACGCUUGGGCGCCUAUGGGACCGAAAGGAGUGAUCAGGAAUCAAGCAGGUGAAAUGUUGUCCAAGAGCCUGACGGGAAGGGCUAAUUUUGAAGCGGACGAUCAAUCUGCUCUGGUGUAUCUUCUUAUUACCCAAAGGCUGGAGUGGGCGAACAAGGUUAUGCUGGAGAAAUCGUUCUAUCUGCAUGGAUACUGGGUGGACUUGGUUGGUAAAUACGAGGAAAAUAUGGCGAAGAGCCACCCUGGAUUCGGAGAUGACAGGUGGCCAUUUAUUACUCACUUUGUUGGGUGCAAACCUUGCCUAAAGAACGGAGGUGACUACUCUGUGGAUACAUGCUUCAAGCAGAUGGAAAGGGCGUUCACAUUCGCUGACAACCAGAUCCUGGAUGUUCUUGGUUUUCGGCACAGAAAGUUGGGGUCGCCCAGAAUUGUCCGUGUAAGAGAUGACAGUUCGCAUCCAUUGAAACUGGAAGGGAAGAGUCUUGACAGGUUACCCUCAGUUGUGUAGUCUAAGUGCGUUGAUGAGGUAGUGAACAUGUUAUAGGGAAGAGCUGCACGUCUCUUCAAAUUUUUACGGCGAUAACUGCGUGAUGGUCCGUGUUCUUAGAAGCAAUCUAUUUCUUCAACUUUUAACGGGAGAUGGCAGAUGCAAGAGAGGCCAGUGCCAUUGUCUGGGUUCCUCUCUUCGUAUCUACUUUAUUCUCACAUGUAUCAUAGAGACAGUUGCGUCCAUCCUAUUCUUUUAGAAUCAGUGAUGAUCGAACUCACCUCCAGGAUUUCACUUAUUCCUAUUCAUUGUAAUCAUUCUUAAACCGCUCACCAAUAGAAAUUUUGAUUUGACCUCCUAUUGCA